AAAAGAAUAUUGAAAGGAAGUUGAUAGAGCUUACAAAUAUGGCAUAAUAAGUCGCUUGAAAGUGGUGGGAUGGGCCAUAUGGUUGUAUUGGAGGCAGUAAUGAGACAUUUGAAAAGACGAUUCAGCUUCCCGUCCGUUUAAAUAGUAGGCAGUGGGUGUUUUUUUUUUUUUUUUUUACUACGCGACGCUUCGCUUGGCUCAGCCCCCAAAAAGCGGUGCUCCGCCUCACCGGCUUCAUUCCAGUUCAGCCGAAGUAGCGGCUCCUCCUCGUCAUCAACACACUUCAAAAAGACACUUCACCCUGCUAAAAUCGCCACCUUAACCUCGAGAGCAUUGCGGGGACGCUUGAAAGAGGAAAAGGAAAAGCCUCUCCAAGAAGUCGACCUGCGGAAACUAAUCGAACGCAACACGCUUGCCACUCGCUUCAGGGACUUUCCACCUCAAAAAGGCUUAAAGGCGACAGUUUCUACAGUUUUUGUGCCAUUUUCUUUUUUUUUUUUGGCAGCAUGACCCGAAGAUCGUGUGCCAUUUAUGCCACCGGUAUUGCAUGCGCCCUCCUCCUCGUCGUGGGGAUCGUCCUGGUGGUGGCUCAAGUCUUCCAGACCACCAUACACAACCGCUUGAAAAAGGAAAUCACCCUGACAGAGAAGAGUCAGAUGUUUGAGUCAUGGAAAAACCCUCCCCCACCUGUCUACAUGGAGUACUACUUCUUCAAUGUCACCAACCCAGAGGUCUUCUUAGCGGGCGGGAAGGCGGCCGUCCAGCAGAUCGGACCCUACACCUAUAGGGAGUACCGGCCCAGGGUGAACGUCACCUUCUUGGAGAACGGCACCAAAGUGUACGCCCUCAACCCCAAAACCUUCGUGUUCGUGCCGGAGAAGUCAGUGGGUGACCCUGAAGUGGACAUCCUCAGAACCAUCAACAUUCCUUUAGUGGUGGUGAUGAAUGAGCUCAAGUCAUACUACUACAUCCUGCGCACCCUCAUCUCAGUCUAUAUCAAGUCCUUGGGCGCCGAACUGUUUACUACACGCACGGUACAUGAGUACCUGUGGGGCUUCAAGGACCCAAUCCUGACCAAGAUCCACUCCAUGAAGCCGGAUGUGGACGAGUAUUUCGGGCUCAUGUGGAAGAAAAAUGGAACCCACGAAGGCGAGUUUGUGUUCCACACCGGCGAGCAGGACUACAUGGACUACGGCAAAAUCGACACAUGGAAUGGACUCAGGGCGAUGACAUUUUGGUCGUCCAACCACAGCAACAUGAUCAACGGCACGGACGGCGCUGUCUUCCACCCGCUCAUCAGCAGGAACGAGCUGCUCUACAUCUUCGCCGCUGAUCUCUGCAGGUCCAUCCAUCUGGCCUACGUAAAGGACGUGGAGGUGAAAGGCAUCCAGGCGUACCGCUUUGCACCCCCCAAUGACGUGCUCAUGAGCCCCGUGGACAACCCCGCCAACGAGGGCUUCUGCGUGCCCGCCGGAGAGUGUCUAGGCACCGGCGUGCUCAAAGUCAGCGUUUGUCGACAAGGCGCCCCCAUCGUGGUCUCUUUCCCGCACUUCUACCAGGCUGACCCCAAAUACAUCAACGCCAUCGAAGGCCUCAACCCUAACAAGGACGAGCACGAGACCUACCUCGACCUUCAGCCGACCACAGGUGUUCCCAUUCGGGCCUGCAAGCGUGCUCAGCUCAAUGUCAUCGUGAAAAGAGUGCCGGGCUUUCCUGACACUAUGUUCCUCAACGAGACCAUUUUCCCCAUCAUGUAUGUUAAUGAGACGGCCACAGUGGAUGAUGACUCUGCCUCCCAGAUGAGAACGCUGCUCCUCAUCCUCACCCUGGUGUCCAACUUCCCCUUGCUUAUUGUGGGCAUGGGCCUCAUCCUGCUGCUUGUCCUGGUAGUCCUUUUCUGCCGAAACCGUCAAAAGAAGAACGAAGUAAAACGCAUUGAUUUUACUGAGGCUUUUCAUUCUUUUGCUACGGCCAAAGACGAGACCGCGUACACGCAGGUCAGCGACAAGACUGACGAGUCCCCCGAAGCUCCUGCCACCCAGCCGAUGAGGAACGGCUCCUACAUCGCCAUGUCGCCAGUGGAGGCCCAGAAAUGUUGAUCUAGGAUCACCACCCCCCUCUUCUCAUUUCUCAUACCCCUAGUCUGGCGCUCACAAAGGGGGCUUGAGGGGGGUAUCGUUACCACGAGGCCGGUAAGGGCAAGUAGGCGGACUUAAUAUUCUAUGGGGUGGGAACGUUCCCUGAGCCCUCUUAAAAGCACCCCCCACAUGCCAAGCCUGAGUCAGUCACGAGAGGCUUCUUCUUCCUCUCCUGGUUGACUCCUACAAUGAAGACUUGACUACGACUUGUUUUUCCAUGCACCCAAACUGGUCAUCCUUCCGACACACAUCCUCCAACCUCCUUGUCAUAUUAACAAAAGUAUUGGAACAAAGGAAAAAAAAAAAAAAAAGACUGAGCCAAAUAAUUUAAUUAUCUUGCCUUUUGUUUCACACACUGGCUGGUAGUGAAAGUGUGUCUGCGCCACCUUUUUCCUCCCUCCCCCUUGUAACACUAAACAGUUCCGAGCUAGUCUGUUUAAGCCAUGCUUGUGGCUCAUCAUUUUUUGUUUCUUUUUCCCAAUUGGGGGGCAAAGACACCCACGGAACAUACAAGGGAGACUCGAACUUACUUUCUCUGCCUUACCGCCACGACGGUUCACACGUCUACACUGUUACUUCAGCACAAUUGGGACCACAAAGGAUCCUCCAUGAGACUACCAGGUCUUCUUUGUCUUUCCUUCGUGAGUCAAAGAGACUUUAACGUGCAAAACCGAGCACUUGAAUCACUCGUUGUCUUAUCAUUUCAAGCAAACAAAAAAACACCAAUCCCCCGCACCCACACUUUAUGCCUGAAAAAUGUGCCAAGUGUGUUUUUAUCUUUGUUUUUGGUCUUUUGUCAUUUCUGCACCGGAUAGUCGGUCUGUACACAUUUCAAACGUGUGUGUGUGUCUUCGUUGCUGCUAGGCAUCGGCCAUAAACCUGUGCUUUUCCUAAGAUUCUUACACCUUGCCAAUCUAUCUUAACAUUGUUUGAGAGCUUAGAAAACAAUGAAAGAAAAAUGUUACAUUUAUUCCACAUGUUCAACAGUAAAGAAGACUGUAGUGAUCAAUGCGGUUGAACAAAAGGGCCCUUAUUGGCUCUUUCUAGAUUUUGUGAAAGGUUUCCACCAGUUCGGUACGUUUUGGGUUGUUAACUCGUCAGGAAAAUCAACAAAGAAAUGUGAGAUUAUGCAGUGCGUAUUUAACUAUCUUCAUUCGUCAAUCAAUUUUGAAGUGGUCAGAAGUUCACGCCAGCUAUUCUUUUCCAUCAACAUUUGGGCAAUGGGUAGCAUUUUUAAAAUCUCAUAACGCUUACAGGAACAUUUUGUAUCUGGCACCUCAACGUAAUUAAUUGCUAAUACUGGGUCCUCAGAGUUGUGGGGGGAAAAGCAAGCGCUAACCUCUCUUGCCACUGUGACAGCUCUUUAUGCAACUGACAAUUCUGUUUGCCAACAAGUUACCAUAAUUUCAUCACAGUGCAUCAUUAUUUUUUUUUGUCAUACAAUUCUGUCUUUACGAAAGGAGGGAUUUUGUCUGCACCCAACAUGAAUAGACUCACAACUUUGCUACUGGCGUACUUUGGGACCCUUUAAUUUGCAACUGUACUGAAGUAUCCAUUUUCUGAGCUACUGAUAUUAUGACUUUUGGGGGGGAGGUGGACCUUAAGAUCACCUUUGAUCCCCAUGUGGCUGGCACCCCAAUGUAAUGGUUCUAAAAAAAAAAAAAAAAAGUGGGACAAUUUGAUUGUUUGGGGUUUUUUUUUUUAAACUUUGCAAACGGUCAUCUACUGCGCUUACUGUAUUCAACCAAAGUCCCUUUUAUGUCGGUGUUAAGUGGACCAAAUCAUUUUACUUGGUGAUUCUGCUGCACAAAUCGUAGUCGAAAUAUUUUUAGAAACCGCAAAAAAAUAUCAUGUCCUGAGCUUUAUCGUUUCAAGGAAACUUUAACAAGACUGCCACGCAGAUGUAAGGGUUCUAAAAAAAUGGGGCAGUUUGGAUCUUUAAUAAUGGAAACACUGAAUGAUGCUGUAUCAAAAAAAAACUGACUGGAAACAACUUUAUUUGGAUUGGUUAAUUCCAUGUUAGGAGCAUUUUGCAAUAGAAAUGGCGGGCAAAAAUAAACCUUUUACCGAAGUGGUGGAAACAUACACCCCCCUCCCCCCCCACACACACACACCCUUAUGACCAAAGACAUCCCUGGCUUGGCUCCUCGUGCCACAAACCAACACCGCCUAGCGUAUUUUUUUUUUUUUUUUUCCCCCUGCCUUGUGCCACCGUAUUUGCUGCUGUGCCUUCUUAACAUCGAGGCUGAAAAGGGUGCGGAAACCGGAUGAAUCUCAGUAUUAUUAUUAUUAUGAUGUAAGAUAAAAGCAAUACAGAGUUGUGUGUAUAAAUGAAUGGUUGUUAUUACAGGGCCAUGUAUUUAUGUAAAUUUUUUUAAACACCCCCCCAGGAAUUCUUUUGUGAUGUUGGCUCUUGCUUGGGUCCAAGUCUAUUUCAGCUAAUUUUCAAAAAAAAAAAGAUGUAGCGAUGAUACGUGAUGCUAACAUUGUGAAAGUGGAGGGCUUUGAUGAGCAGGCGGAUUAUCUUGAUAUGACGAAUGAGAUGAAUGAUGCCCCCCCUCCCUCCUCUUCCUUCUCCAGGGACCAGCGGUUGUGCCAUAAACCUACUCGGGGUCCCAACACUUCUGUUUGAGCUUGUUUAAUGGUGGUUUUUGUUUUCCUUUUGGUUUUCCCAAUGACAAUCUCCUCCUUGUCAUGAGAGGUGCAAAAAAAAAAAAAAAAAAAAACAAUUCCAAGAACUACUUAUUUUUAGUUUUGAUAAUUCCCACUGCACACACCUUUCUUACAGUGGUUUUGUAAACAUUUCUAGUGUAUUUGCAAUAAAAUAAAAGCUUGUCGACAAGUGCAAUGUGGUUUGCUG
This is a messenger RNA of Syngnathoides biaculeatus (alligator pipefish), 4998 nucleotides long. RefSeq names its product scavenger receptor class B, member 2a (gene scarb2a). The record is from RefSeq and is a predicted model, not a curated record. The coding region runs from base 507 to 2099 and encodes 530 amino acids. Gene Ontology annotation, biological process: protein targeting to lysosome; receptor-mediated endocytosis. Lineage: Eukaryota; Metazoa; Chordata; Actinopteri; Syngnathiformes; Syngnathidae. Gene Ontology annotation, cellular component: cytoplasm; membrane; lysosome. Gene Ontology annotation, molecular function: scavenger receptor activity. The transcript has 13 exons.